GAGCAGGGGGCUGAUUGGCAGGGCUCUCCUGUAGUAGUGUGGGCGGAUCGUGCGACUGGCUGUUGCGGCUGACACUUUGUUUGGCUGCUGGCAGUUUGCACAUUGAGGAGCUUGUUGUGUUGCGCUGGAACCCCGAGACCUCUUUGCUUCCCGGCACUGGUUUUUGGCACUAACUCGUCCAUCUAAUGGGCCCCAGGUCCGGCUAAUGGAAUACUGGCGAGUUGGUGCGUCUGAUCCACAUGGACCAUGAUGGAGCCCCCGGCAGGAUACGAGGAGGUGGCGGGGACUAAGCUGGGGUACCUGCGGGUGGGGGGCAGACAACUUUUCGCCCUGGCGCAGGUGCUGAGCGGCCCAUUACGCGGAGUUCCGCGGGGGCGGGUGUGCCGGAGGAUGGAGCGGCUAAGGAUCCAGAUUCGGCGCUGUGACUUGUGGGAACUGCGGGCCCUGAAAGCUCUGAGAUCGGUUCCGAGUCGGGCGGUCCAAUGCUGUUUGAUCUCCCUGGAGGAUCUGCACGUGCUUUGCGCUUCCUCUUGGGGCCCUAAGACUGUCACUCCGGCCGAUGAGAUUGGGCAGAAUGGGAGACCAGAGAAGGAACGUCUCCCCUCCAGGAUCAAAGCAACAUUCCCAUCGGGUCUGGCCAGUUUAUUCCCUGGAACCUCGCGGAACCUGAGCACCGGCCACAGCCCCGCGUCUUCUCUGGGCUAUUCCAGUCCCUCCGACUCCAACCCGGAGCAGAUCAGCUCAUCGGACACCGAGUCGGACGACAGUGAAGCGUCUGUGCAAAAUGUCAGGUAUCGGGCACCAAAAAUCCCUACAAAAAGAAAGUCGGCGGUACCGCGGGGGCGGGGUAGAGAGGUGCGCUUGCACUGUAGGACCGCGGAGGCGGAGUCAUUUUCAGUAUGUGACCCAGAAGUAGAAGGAGAAUGGCCUGUGGCACAAAAUAAUGGGCCCAACCAAGUCCUAGAGGAGGCCAGGGAUAGUCACAAGGGAAAAGUCCAGGAUGAGAGUCCAGCAGAGAUAAAAGAAACCUGUGAAGUAGAGGAGAAUUCCCCAAAAUCAGAGGAACCACCACCAGCUGCUUUAGAUGCUCCAGGAUCAGAUGGGCAACCCCCAGAUGUGGAGCCUCGUACCCUUCAGUUUGACAGGCUGGUGAGACAGUCCAAGUUGUGGUGCUACGCCCGGGGCUUCAGGACAGACAUGAGGGACCUACACCCCAGGGUUUCCCACAAAGGAAAGGGGGCGUCUGGGGCCAGAAAGAACGGGAAGCUCAGGCACCGCAAGAGGAAUGGGAAAGCGGAUGGAAAGAUUCCUGUUCAUUGCAAUAAACGGCUAAACAGUGGCCCCAGUCACCCCGCCAGACCCCCAUUCCGAUUCUUGGACAAUUUUCCUUCUCCGGCUUCUUUGGUUGUAGGAGAAGACGGGGAUCUGUGUCCGGCCUAUUCCCUGAAAGCCACGGAGCCUUCAACCCUCCCCAGGUCUCACCCUCUCUGGGACUGGCACCCCGGGGGCACUGCCAUCCCUCUACCUCCCAGCCUUAAAUUUAGGACUUUUCCCUGGGGGGACUGUGAGUAAAUGAGCUGGUCCAUCCUCGGGGGCAUCUGUCCAACUGCACUGGCUCUGUAUCUGCACCGGUUACCAAGGUGGGAGAAAGAGGGGGAAGGGCCACACAAACUCACCAGGACCCCCUGUUCCACCAUAUUCACAAUCAGAGAAAUGAGUAUUUAUUUUUCUAUGUCCCUUGUAAAGGGAGUGAAGUUUCUACAUUUGUUUUUCUUUUACUUUCAAAGAGUAUUUUUGUAAGCGCUUUGUACACUUUCUAUUCUAUUGUCUGGAAAUGCUGAAAAUGGUGCUGAAAAUCUGCCUUUUUUUGUUAUUAAAGUCCCACAAGCAGCAA
Xenopus laevis (African clawed frog) is the source of this 1894-nucleotide messenger RNA. RefSeq lists its product as uncharacterized. The transcript has a single exon. The record is from RefSeq and is a predicted model, not a curated record. Bases 247 to 1572 code for a protein of 441 amino acids. NCBI's taxonomy places the organism in Eukaryota, Metazoa, Chordata, Amphibia, Anura, Pipidae.